Molecule: messenger RNA, 1532 nt
Organism: Rhodamnia argentea
Lineage: Eukaryota; Viridiplantae; Streptophyta; Magnoliopsida; Myrtales; Myrtaceae
Exons: 4
Coding region: 235-1065 (276 amino acids)
Cellular component (GO): endoplasmic reticulum
Source: RefSeq, a predicted model, not a curated record
UCAAAAUCGCCUCCCUGUUCGAGCUCCAUCGGCGGGGUUUCAUCCACCAUUCGAAACUUUUGUGACAAAAUCAGAAACUUUGAAUUCCCUUCUCCCGAUUCGAACAUUCUCUCUCUCUCUCUACUUUGUCUCGAGAUCUGAUGAUGCCGGCGAUCAUGAAUCCGAUCAAUCUCCAGAAUCCUCUAUGAGCAAUCCGAAAAGCCUGCGCGCAACCCGAUUCGGAAGCGUUCUCCCAUGGCGGCGCCGAGGAGCGUGAUCGUGGACACGGCGAGGCUGCCGAGAGACGAAGAGGCUGCCAUGGGGGAGGACUCUCCCACCGGGAAGAAACCUAAGUCGGAGAGGUUCCCGCUGUCGCGGGGAGAGCUCGCGGUGUUCGUCGGCGUCUUCUUCUUCUUCACCACGGGACUGUUCUGGAUAUACAAGACAAUGCCCGCCGCUGAGUACGGCAAAAUCAAGCUCCCCCGCACGCUUUCGGAUCUUCGCGUGCUCAAAGAUGAUCUCUCAACAUAUGCUAAAGAGUACCCAGCAAAGUUCAUUCUUGGUUACUGCGCAACUUACAUCUUCAUGCAAACUUUCAUGAUUCCUGGAACAAUCUUCAUGUCCUUGCUCGCUGGAGCUCUUUUUGGUGUCAUAAGAGGCCUUUUCCUAGUUGUCUUCAAUUCCACAGCCGGAGCAUCUUCCUGCUUUUUUUUGUCCAAAUUGAUAGGAAAACCAUUAGUUAGUUGGUUGUGGCCUGAGAAGUUGAGGUUUUUCCAAGGAGAGAUAGCAAAGCGUCGGGAAAAGUUGCUGAAUUAUAUGUUAUUUCUGAGGAUAACUCCAACAUUGCCCAACCUUUUUAUCAAUUUGGCUUCUCCAAUUGUUGAUAUACCCUUUCAUGUUUUCUUUUUGGCAACAGUAAUUGGUCUUCUUCCAGCCUCUUUGAUAACUGUCAGAGCUGGCCUUGCUCUUGGAGAUCUUAAGUCAGUUAAAGACCUAUACGAUGUGAAAACUUUGAUGGUGCUGUUCCUGAUCGGGUUGCUUAUUAUAAUCCCCACGCUCUUCAAGAGAAAACGAACUUAUGAAUGAGCGAUAAGCCCCCUGUGAAAUGCCUUUGGAAACUGCCAAUCUACCGGGGAUUGCCGAGACUGGGAGGAACUGAAGAUCCAGUGGCUUAAGUCUCAAUCAACUUUGUUAAAGUUCGGCUAAAAGGCAGCUCUUAACCUCAUCUUGUGACCCACAAGUUGACUACAGUCCCCCACACUUAUAGCAAUACAAAUUAAACCCGGACGUAAAGUUGUAACUUGUACUGCUCUUCUUAUGUGUCUGUUCAACAAUAUAUGAUUGCGAGGUAUAAUGUGGCAAUUGGAGCCCUCACAUUUUUAGCCAAGGUUCACUGUUUUACUCCUUUUCGAUCUGGGAUGAUACUAAGAAUUGUAGUUUAUCCGAUGCAUUGGUAGUGAAUUAUAAGAUGAUACCAUUAUGAUCUCCGCGAAAACAGUGGACAUGCACCAGUGCCUCCUCCAGUUGAUUUAUUUCACCAUUCUUUUCCCUUA